Molecule: messenger RNA, 2589 nt
Organism: Tupaia belangeri chinensis (Chinese tree shrew)
Lineage: Eukaryota; Metazoa; Chordata; Mammalia; Scandentia; Tupaiidae
Gene: HEMGN
Product: hemogen
Exons: 5
Coding region: 229-1986 (585 amino acids)
Biological process (GO): regulation of osteoblast differentiation; cell differentiation
Cellular component (GO): nucleoplasm
Source: RefSeq, a predicted model, not a curated record
ACCUGAAGGUGUGAAGAAAGGGACCACAGGUGUUAGAAAGAGGCAAGGCAAAACAGGGAAGGCAAGUGGAACACUGAAUUGUUGCAGGAAAGGAAGAGGAGAGACGUUGGGCAGUUGGCCUUCAAUGGCAGACUGAGAAAGUUAGACUUUAUCCUGCAGACUGAGACUUCGCAGACUUCUAAAUAAGCUUUUAGGCUGCUUGUGGAAGCCAGACCAAAUAGCAGCAAGAUGGAUAUGGAAAAAGAUAGAUCCCGUUUGAAGCCCCAUCGGACACCUGAUCCUCAACAGGGCGAGACCCACGCUCCAGGAGCCAUUGGAACUUGGAGUUUGCGAAACAGAGACCAACUCAGAAAAAGAAAAGCAGAAGCACAAGAAAAGCAAACUUCGCAAUGGCAAUUUGGGGAACAGAAAAAACACAAGCGACAGAGAACAGGAAAAGGAAAUCAAAGAGGCAGAAAGAGACAACAAAAUACAGAACUGAAGGUGGAGCCUCAGUCACAAACAGAAAAGGAAGUGAUGGAGAAAGCACUGGCACCUACAGAAAAAGAGAAUGAGCCACCCGGGGGUGUAACUGAAGCCCUUCCUUCGGCAGCCUCUCCCACAAAUGCUGCGCCUGAGGAACUUAUUUCUGAAGUACAUGAAGAAAGCAUUAUUUACCAGAAAAAAUCUUCUGAGAACCAAGAAAGAGCAGUACCAAACCAUUCUUAUGAAAUAUGCAAAUCUAUGGCUGAACUUGAAGACUUUUCUCCAAAAAUAUGCCAAGAAAUAGCUGUGCUUCGAGACUAUUCUUCUAAAGUAUGCCAAGCUAUGGCCAAACCAGAAGACCUCUCUCCAAAAACAUGCCAAGAAAUAGCCGCACUUCAAGGCCAUUCUCCUAAAGUAUGCCAAGCUAUGGAUGACCCUGAAGACCUCACUCCAAAAAUAUGUCAAGAAGUAGCUGUACUUCAAGAUCGUCCUUUCAGAAUGUGCCAAGCUAUGGCUGAACCUGAAGGCCUUGCUCCUAAAAUAUGCCAAGAAGUAGCUGUAUUUCAAGACCAUCCUUUCAAAAUGUGCCAAGCUGUGGCUCACCCUGAAGAUCUCAGUCCUAAAAUGUGUCAAGGAAAGGCUGUACCCAGAGCCCUUCCUUCUACAUCAUCUGAAGAUGUAACAGACCCAGAAGGAAGGUCUCCUGAAUCAGGCCCCCAACCAGAUGUGCCUAAGGGCUAUGAUAUUGACACUUACCAAAACCCAGCUGAACCAGAGCAAUACAAUUCUGAACCAGACCAGAGAAUAGAUGAGAAUGAAAACUUAUUUCCUAAAACACAAGAAGAAAUAGCUGUACCUACUGACCUUUCUGUAAAAACAUGCCAAGAAACAGUUGAUUCUGAAUACUUUCCUCAUAAAAUAUAUAAAGAAAUGAUUGUGCCUAAAGUCCCCUCUGAUAAAACAAUCCAAGAAACACCUGCGCCUGAAGAAUAUUCACCUGAAACAUACCAAGAAACUUCUAGGCCAGAAGCCUGUUCACCUGAAAUAUACCAAGGAACACCUCAGCCUGAAGAAUGUACAACUAAAAUGUACCAAGAAACACCUCAGCCUGAAGAAUGUUCACAUGAAAUACACCAAGAAACACCUCAGCCUGAAGAAUGUUCACAUGAAAUACACCAAGAAACACCUCAGCCUGAAGAAUGUUCACAUGAAAUACACCAAGAAACACCUCAGCCUGAAGAAUGUUCACAUGAAAUACACCAAGAAACACCUGGGCCUGAAGACCUCUCUACUAAGACACAUAAAGAUAAGGAAGUUGCUAAAGAAUCCUUUCUGGACCCAUACCAAGAAACAGGUGGACCCCAAGACCAGCCUUCUACAGCACAUCAGGAGGAUGCUCAUAGCUUUCCUCAAGAAACAAAAGAAAAACUCAAAGCAGAAGAGCCGGAAAUACCAACAAUUCGGAACAUUUCUCAGGAGAUGCGUCCAGAAAACGAUGUCUUUAGUUAUGUUUUGUUCUGACAAUACUCAGCCAUAAAGUUGGAAUCUGAUGAAAUGUGUAUCUUAAUAUUUUAUGUGUAUUUUUUCUGAAAUAUUGGAGAACGCUCAACAAUGUUCAUUAAUAUUUUAACUUUGUCUUUUUUCCACUUAUAUGCAAUGUCUGAAAUAGAGAACUAACAUUUUUUAGGUUCUACUCACAGACAAUAUCCUGUUACUGUGUGUGUGUGUGUGUGUGUGUGUGUGUGUGUGUGUGUGUGUAGGGGAGAAGACUGGUGGAAAAACAUAAGUAAGGAAAGGGGAGGGUUGAAUUACUGAUUUUUUUCUGAUUUGAUUAAUUCUUAAGAGUGGAUAAGUGAUUAAGUAUGAACACUUAAAGUUUAGGGGGAGUCUAUAGUUUUCUUGUAAACUUUGCUCAAUUAUUAAUGUAACAAUAACAUCAUGAUUCUAUUUAGGCUUUUGUUGUCUUCUAGUUAAUUUUAACAAUUCUUAUUCUGGAACUCCUUAAAAAGUAAUUUGGAGUGAUGAAUGUAGUUUACUUUUGAAUUUGAAUCUUGAUUUUCUACUUGUACUUUUAAAAUAUUGUAUUUGUUCAGAAUAUAUAUUAAAUCGUUAUUACAUAUUUAA